AUGAAGAAUAAAAUUGGAAGUUUCCUAAUUGGCUUCACUAUAUUCUAUUCUGUGUUGAAAGUUGUUCAUUUCUCUUAUUGUGUGUACAACCUACUUGACAUUAUUCUUGACAACGAUGGUGAUGAUUGUGAAUAUUCAUGCAUAUUUCAAUAUAUGGAAUUAAUAUUCAUCCUUUGUUUGCUGAUUUUCUUGCUCCUCUUAUUCUAUGGUGUAAUUAAGUCGAAACAAUCAUAUGUGGGAUUAUGGCUUGUCUUUCAUGCUUUAUUGAUUAUGUUUCAAUUUGGUUUUCAAUAUUUAAUUCGAUUCAGUUCUCAACGAGAUGAAUACAGUGAGGCAACGAGGAUCUACAAGUCGAUUGAAUUGUCCUUCGAUAUGAUUUCAUUUUACAUCAUUUGCCGUCUUAACAAUGCCUUGAUUGAUGAGAGAGCAUCGAAGGCAACGAAAUUCAACACCCAAUACCUCAAAUACUAA
Molecule: messenger RNA, 471 nt
Organism: Chironomus riparius
Lineage: Eukaryota; Metazoa; Arthropoda; Insecta; Diptera; Chironomidae
Source: the annotation of a GenBank genome assembly